ACCGUCCAGCAGCACUUGACGAACCAGACAAACGAACCCCAACGUCUACACGACACGCCUGCCCACGCGCGCACCACCGCUUCCCUCGGGUCGAUCGGAUCGGAUGGCGCCGGUGGAGAGAGAGCCCUUCCUGCCGACGGGGGAGGCCACGCUGCGGCCGUCGUUCGUGCGGGACGAGGACGAGCGGCCCAAGGUGGCGCACGACCGCUUCAGCGACGAGGUGCCCGUCAUCUCGCUCCACGGCAUCGACGACGCGCGGAGGGCCGAGAUCCGGGACCGCGUGGCGGCGGCGUGCGAGGGGUGGGGCAUCUUCCAGGUCGUCGACCACGGCGUCGACGCCGCGCUCAUCGCCGAGAUGGCCAGGCUCUCGCGCGACUUCUUCUCGCUCCCCGCCGAGGACAAGCUCCGCUACGACAUGUCCGGCGGCAAGAAGGGCGGGUUCAUCGUCUCCAGCCACCUCCAGGGCGAGACGGUCCAGGACUGGCGGGAGAUCGUGACCUACUUCUCGUACCCGGUCAAGGCGCGGGACUACGGGCGGUGGCCGGACAAGCCGGCGGGGUGGCGCGCGGUGGUGGAGCAGUACAGCGAGCGGCUCAUGGCGCUGUCCUGCAAGCUGCUGGGGGUGCUGUCGGAGGCCAUGGGCCUGGAGACGGAGGCCCUGUCCAAGGCGUGCGUGGACAUGGACCAGAAGGUGGUGGUCAACUUCUACCCCAAGUGCCCCCAGCCCGACCUCACCCUCGGCCUCAAGCGCCACACCGACCCCGGCACCAUCACCCUCCUCCUCCAGGACCUCGUCGGCGGACUCCAGGCCACCCGCGACGGCGGCAACACCUGGAUCACCGUACAGCCCAUCGCCGGCGCAUUCGUCGUCAACCUCGGCGACCACGGCCACUACUUGAGCAACGGGAGGUUUAAGAACGCGGACCACCAGGCGGUGGUGAACGGGGAGAGCAGCAGGCUGUCCAUCGCCACGUUCCAGAACCCGGCGCCGGACGCCAAGGUGUGGCCGCUGGCGGUGAGGGAGGGGGAGGAGACCAUCCUGGAGGAGCCCAUCACCUUCACCGAGAUGUACCGCCGCAAGAUGGCGCGCGACCUCGAGCUCGCCAAGCGCAAGAAGCAGGCCAAGGCUGACCAGCUCAAGCAGCAGCUACAGCAGGAGGCGGUGGCCGCCGCCGCGCACACAAAGCCCCUCAACCAGAUUCUUGCCUAGAGUCCAUGCCGAUUCAUUCAUGCGUGAUAUAUAUGUACUAUAUCGUAUUAAAAUAAGUAUAUCUAUCUAUAAAUGUGUGUAAUUAAGAGAUGAGUAAUUAUCUAUAUACACAUUUGUCUGCGAGGAGCUAGCUGGACCUGUAAUAACAUGGAUCAUGUCCUACGUGGAACCGACCAGCUGAUUAAAGGGAUUUGUUAAUUAUCUA
Lolium rigidum is the source of this 1415-nucleotide messenger RNA. Its product is annotated as naringenin,2-oxoglutarate 3-dioxygenase. Bases 104 to 1210 code for a protein of 368 amino acids. Lineage: Eukaryota; Viridiplantae; Streptophyta; Magnoliopsida; Poales; Poaceae. The record is from RefSeq and is a predicted model, not a curated record. The transcript has 3 exons.